Cucurbita maxima (winter squash) is the source of this 1194-nucleotide messenger RNA. RefSeq names its product ras-related protein RABA5e-like. The coding region runs from base 351 to 998 and encodes 215 amino acids. NCBI's taxonomy places the organism in Eukaryota, Viridiplantae, Streptophyta, Magnoliopsida, Cucurbitales, Cucurbitaceae. Gene Ontology annotation, cellular component: endosome. The record is from RefSeq and is a predicted model, not a curated record. The transcript has 2 exons. Gene Ontology annotation, molecular function: GTP binding; GTPase activity.
AAAUUAUCCUGUUGAAAAAACAUUUGGUGUAAUUGGACCUAAAUUUGACUAGCAAAAGCGUCAAUGAAAUAGUGGAGGGUGGUGGAGCGUCCUUCAAGACGAGCUGCAGUGUUGUAGUUUCUCAGUGCCUUGAAUUGCGCACACAUUGAUUUCGAUUUCAUCAAACACAGAAUCAAAGGUGGUUGGGUCCCAAUUCAAGCACCGAAAUCUUGAAAUUCAUGAACUCCCCGAUAAUCAUGGCGUCUUUCUGUACUUCCUGUCAUGAGUUUGGAGGUUUAGCAAUUACCAUCAUCCGUUUCGCACAGUACAAAAACCUCAACUCUUAAGUUUUUCCUUCUUCAUCUUCAUCAAUGGCGGCCGACGACGACCAGGGCGGCGAGGACUACUUGUUUAAGAUUGUUCUGAUUGGCGACUCUGCGGUGGGGAAAUCGAACCUCCUCUCGCGGUUCGCUCGGAAUGAGUUCGAUAACAAUUCCAAGGCCACGAUCGGCGUCGAGUUUCAGACGCAAGUGGUGGAAAUCGACGGCAAGGAGAUCAAGGCUCAGAUCUGGGACACCGCCGGCCAGGAGCGCUUUAGAGCUGUCACUUCGGCUUACUAUCGCGGCGCCGUUGGCGCCCUUAUUGUCUACGAUAUUAGCCGCCGGACUAGCUUCGACAGCGUCAAGCGGUGGCUCGACGAGCUCGGCGGUCAUUGUGAUACGGCAACGAUAAGGAUGUUGGUAGGGAACAAGUGUGAUUUGGAGAACAUCAGAGAUGUGCAUGUGGGGGAAGGCAAGUAUCUAGCAGAAGAGGAAGGACUGUUCUUCAUGGAAACCUCUGCUCUUGAUUCCACCAAUGUCAGAACAGCCUUUGAGCUUGUUGUUAGGGAGAUUUACAACAAUGUCAGCAGGAAAGCCCUCAACUCUGAUUCUCACAAGGCCGAGCUUUCUGUAAAUCGAGUAAGUUUGGCCGAUGCGGGAGCCUCGUCCAAAAAAGGCUUCUCGUGUUGCUCUCAAUGAGGUUCAUGUUCUCCCUCCCAAAUUUUUAGCUUAGAGAAUUGUAUCGGUCUCUAAAAUUUAGGUUUCGAACCAAUUCAUUUUCAAACUUUCAAUAGUUUUCGUAUCUGAGAAAGUUCGAGAGUUUACUAGGAAUCGUAAAGGGACUAGGAGAGUACUAUUGUUCUUAUCAAUGCCCUGAUGUGUCUCUUCAAGAUUA